AAUUGUACACUCUCCGACUCGUUGAAGUACGAAGUAGCACCUCAAAAACAGAGCAAGUAAAUUCAUAUAGGGCUACGUGGAUUAGGACAGAGAAUUUGGCGCACCUAACGUUCCUAUUUAUUAUCUUAUCAUAUCUCUAGCUGAUAACACCAUUAUCAAUGAGCACACAAAGCACCUCACUCCAGUCGACCACUACAAUUGCGAGGCACCUGUUGUUGCAGAAAAAACUGAUAACGGAACUAAAGAAAAUGAUGUGAUGAAAGAUAAAAAAAUCGAUUGAACAAUGGGUGUUAAAGUUUUAGUUUUAGCCGCGUUUCUAGUUAUAAGUGCAAGUGUAUACGCUCAGGACGUAGACAAUGUGACAGACAGAACUGUUGAUGAAUUAUUAUUAGAUGUGGACCCAAAAUUAGAAGUUACACCACCGACGGAGGAAUUGCCGCAGCCAAAUGAUGAAGUGCCUGAAGAAUCGGCAGUUGAAGUUAUAGCAGAUGUUCCGGCGGCUGAUUUGGAGAUCCGAAGUGGGAAGUACCAGCUCAACGAUGGAUUGGUGGGAGAGGAGCCAGUGGAACUGGAAGCGGUGGCCAAUGUCGAACCGGAUCCAAAUGCUGAGCAGAGUGAGAGGCAACUCCUAUACUCACCUGACUCUACAAUGAACACCAAUUAUAAUAACGAAUACGCACGCAUCGACGGAAGAAUACUCCCUGAUAUAACCUACCAGAACAAUGGGCAGGCUUACAUCAUCACCGCCCAGCGUCUCCAGCAGAUCAGGGCCAACUUCCUCUACUGGUUCUACGACCAGGGCGGCAGCGAGAACAUCGGAGACUACCAGAGGGAUAUCCACACUUCUACCCCGCAGAUCCAUAAGAACUUCAACUUUCAGCUGCCGUUCUUUGGGUUCAGAUUCAAUUAUACGAGGCUCUCCAUGAAUGGGUACAUCUACUUCAGCGAUCCCCCAGACCAUUACACCUACCCUCUCUCCUUCCCCAUGCGGGACUGGCCGAAAGUCAACGAUCCUUCCUUCAUCGGUAUCUUCUUCAGCAAGUGCCGUAUCGGCAGCAUCAGACCCACCGACAUUGACCAGAGAAGAGCUGGCGUUUACUUCAGAUUGGACAGGGACUUACAGACUCGUAGAGACCAGCUUGGCGUAGAAAUGCGCGAACGCAUCACCUGGGACAUCCGUGAAGGUGUCAUUGGCGCUGAGAACUUCUUCCCGAAACAUGCUAUCACGAUAACUUGGAAGAACAUGUCUUUUGCUGGAGGAAUUGACAACUCUCUCUUUGUGACUAACACGUUCCAAAUGGUACUGGCGACAGACGAAGUGUUCACAUACGCGAUCUUUAACUAUCUUGAAAUCAACUGGAGUUCUCACACAGAAGCUGGUGGUGAUACCACCACAGGUGAAGGAGGAGUGCCGGCUUAUAUUGGUUUCAACGCCGGUAACGCCACCCGAAGCUAUGAAUACAAACCAUACUCUCAAGAGUCUGUACUCCGUGAUUUGACUGGAAGAGGAUGGGCUAAUGGUUUCCCUGGUCGACAUAUAUUUAGAAUAGACGAAAAUAUACUUAUGGGAACCUGUAACAAAGACAUUGACGGCGCAAACCUUCCUCUGAUGUUUGCCCCCGAAAGUGGUAACAUGUUGGGAGGCACUGUGGUGAACAUCACCGGCCCUUGUUUCAACCCCAACGACCGAAUCACUUGCCGUUUCGAUACUGAAGCCGUGGUGGGUGUCGUCGUGGACGUCAAUCGAGCUAUUUGCGUACAGCCUCGGUUUUACCACAAUGGUUAUGCCAGGUUUGAAGUCGCCAUCAACAACGAGCCCUUCAAAUGGAAGGGACGCUUCUUUGUAGAAACCCCUGCAACAGCAACUGAAAGAAUCUACUUCCCUGACAACGCGAUCCACCAGAGGAACCCACCAGAAAUCAAAAUAACAUGGAACCGUUUCAAUUUGACGACCAACUUGAACGUCCAGCUUCAAAUCAGUUUAUGGGGCUACAAAGAAGUCACCAUCAGACCUCAAAUGGAGUUCAUCGAUAUCAUAGAAAUGGGUGUGGCAAAUACUGGGGAGUACAUUAUCAACCCACAGAAUUUCAGGAAUAGGGAUAAUCUGAUGCACAACGACAUGCAAUUCGGUUUUCUGCAAAUCAAUUUGACAACUCCUGAGAUAUACAAAGGCGUUCAAGUUUCACCAAUUCUCUGGAGUCGACCAAUCCCUCUAGCCUGGUACUUCGGCCCUCAAUGGGAGCGUCUCCACGGAACCCGCUGGCCUCAAACCAUGUGCAACAACUGGCUCCGAAACGAUCGUUUCCUCAAGAACUUUGCUGCUCAAAUCUGGGUGUGCCCCUGUACUCUGGAACAUGCUUUGCUGGACAAAGGUCGUUUCCUACCAGAUCUUGAUUGUGACAAAGACACCAACCCAACUUGUAGAUAUCACUGGGGAGGUGUACAUUGCGUCAGGAGUGGAGCGCCAAGUGCUGAAGGGUCAGGUCAACAGUGCUGCUACGAUAAGAACGGCUUCCUCAUGCUUUCAUACGAUCAAAUGUGGGGAUCUAGACCUCACAGGUCACACGACUUCGGAUUUACUCCUUACAAUGAAGCCAACAAGGUACCAUCACUGUCCCAUUGGUUCCACGAUAUGAUUCCAUUCUACCAAUGUUGUUCAUGGCAAGAAGAACAGGCUGUUGGGUGUGAAACCUUCAGAUUCGAACGUCGUCCUUCCCAAGACUGUGUCGCAUACCAAUCUCCAGGAGUUGCAGGCAUAUUCGGAGACCCUCACAUCGUCACUUUCGAUGACCUUCAGUACACAUUUAACGGCAAAGGUGAAUACGUAUUAGUGAGGACAGACGACCCUCAAUUGAAACUGGACGUGCAAGGUAGAUUCGAGCAGGUCGCGAGAAACAUUCAUGGCGUAGUCAAUGCAACCCAUCUUACUUCUAUCGUAGCUGCAUCUAACAACUCUGUUCCUAUAGAAGUCAGGUUACGGCCUCAGCAUGCGCAAUGGCGAUACAGACUGGAUGUGUUCGCUGAUAAUAAACGUGUCUACUUUGACAGGUCUGCUUUGAGGAUUCAGUACUUCCCAGGUGUGACCGUGUACCAGCCUAUGUACAUCCUCAACCAGUCAGAAAUCGUGAUCAUGUUUGCAUCAGGCGCUGGAGUUGAGGUUGUAGAGAACAAGGGCUUCAUGACUGCCAGGGUUUAUCUACCCUGGACGUAUAUGAACAAAACUCGAGGUUUAUUCGGUAACUGGUCGCUAGAUGUAAACGAUGACUUCACGCGCCCCGACGGAAUAGUGCAACCCAUUGAUCUCAACAACUUCCAAUCGGCACACAGAGAUUUCGCUCAACACUGGCAACUAACUGAUCGGGAGCAACGAAAUAUAGGCGUAGCGUUAUUCACAAGAGAAUACGGUCGAACUGCGGCAUACUUUAACGACAACACCUUCAUACCGAACUUCAUACGAGAGCCGGCGGACUUCUUGCCCACCAACCGGUCGCAGGAUGUGGCAAGAGCAAUAGACAUCUGCCAGGACUCGUACCAGUGUCGAUACGACUUCGGCAUGACCCUGAAUAGGGACAUGGCGGAGUUCACGAAGAAUUAUCUGUCUUCGAUUACGAAUAUAAAAGAAACGAAUGCACGAAGAGUGAUCAGUUGCGGCAUUUUGGAAACUCCUCGGUUUGGGCGAAAGAGUAACUUCUUCUUCACUCCUGGUACUCGGGUGAACUUCGAGUGUAACCAGGACUUCAUUCUGGUCGGAGACAAGCGCAGGGUGUGCGAGGACAACGGCCGGUGGAACCUCCCCGACUAUGGGUACACUGAGUGCUUACGUAACCAAGAAUUCUCUCAGCGCGCCCUAUUUCUGACGUGGGGUGUGAUAGUGGCAAUCAUUCUACCUUUGGCCCUCUUGCUCUGCCUCUCGUGGUUCUGGUGCUGGCACAAGCCGCGCUCCGAGGGCAAGGAGGGAUUCAGCUUCCAGGACUACCCGCGAUCCAAGUCCGCUUCACGGCUCAACCUUCGAUCAGCUUCAAUGGGAAAUAUAACCGACACUGCGAAAUCCUCCACUUUACGCAGUCAAGACACAGACACCAAACCCAAAUUACCCGAAACUCCCACGGAGGAAACUCCCAUGAAACCAAGCAUGCGGUCCGCUCCGCUACCCCCUGAACCUCAGGACGGGGACAGCUCAGGGCUUGGGUAUGCCGACUCUAGUAAAAGCGACUCCGGCAAAUCAGACAAGUCUUCCAUUCCGAAAAAACGUCGCUACGAUAAAACUUACCGAACCAACGAACCCUUACCAAAUUUACCUGAUGUAGAGUUCCCUGAAAAGCUCUGGGAUCUCUCUGAAGAGGACCUGCUUUCGCUUACCUCUCCAUCCGAAUCUGAGUCUAAUCGUGACUCUACUUUGACCCGUCCGGCCAAAGACAUUGAAUACGUGAGCAAACCUCGUCAGACUGGGCGUCAUGCUCUUGCCAGUGACUCAGGCUAUUCCACAAAGGAUGGUUCUGAAGAUCCCUAUGGGAACAAAUAUGGGGGCACUUACAGUCCCAUUCCCUCCCCAACUUAUUCUGAGAUUUACUCUCCUGCCGUGAGUCCGACUUCUGAUAUCAGUCCGAGGAGCACAUUCAAUAACCCGGGUCUACCAGAGGCCCCCAAGAGUGCCCCUGCUGACGAGAUAAAAACGUUCACUCUUCCUCCAGUCCGUGGAAAAUCAGAGUACUCUGCCCGCACCCUGGGCGCUACAUGGGGCAUUAUCAGCGCCAUCAUGGUGCCCAUCGUCAUCGUGUUCAUCUGCAUCGGCUGGCGCAUCCUCAAGAAGAGGAAACAGGACGAGAGCGAAGAUGACAAUGAGUUCAUGACCAUCAAGAGCCGACCACUCGACCCGGACGAGUCGGUGAAGAUUAACUCUGAUGAUGAGAGCAUUCCUUACAAGAAGGACCUGCCUGAAGACAGCCCUGAGCCCACCGAACCGGUGCAAGUCACUGACAACAGCACCACCUAUCCUUACCAAUAUGACCAGCCACAGUCUAGUACGCCCUUAGCCCAACAAACUCGGCAGUGGGACGGCCAAGACCAAGCUCUCCCGGGUCAGUCUGACCAGCAGUGGGAUGGCUUGCCCCCUCCACCUCCUCAACCAGAGGACCAACAGUGGGCAGAUGGGCAGAGACAACCCCUGAAUCAGAAUCAGGCAAGGCAGUGGCAGGGAGAGACGGAAAUAAAUUAGAAUAGUUUUAGAAGCACUGCAUGCAUGAUGAUGCAGUGAUUGAUUAGCCCACUGAAAGAUUCAAAUAAUGUUUAUAAUUUACAAAAUAAUGUUUAGUAAAUAAAAUAAAGACCACAUAUUAAGUAGGUACAUAAUUAUCAUGUGAGUAACAUAAGCGCACAAGAAAAUAGUACAAAAUUUUACAUUACAAAUGUAUUGAAGCAUUUUGACAUUCUUUUGAGUCUUACUAAUUUAAUAUUACUUAUAAGUGAUUUUGAAUUAAUAUUUUUUCGGAAUUUUAUUUUAAUUUGUUAGUGGUAAAAAAUUUAUAUCUAUUAUUUUCCAUAAAUAUAACUUAGAAUCGCGAAGUUUACGAAUUGACGGAUGUGUAAGCUGCUCUACUAAAAUGAGGACAUUUUCCUCAUAUAUUUUCUUUAAUUUCAUAGCCUAUGAGAUAAGUUAGCCCACUUACGAUCACUAUGACAACAGUAAGAGUCAUUCGAAGACUAAUAUCUGAAUGAGAUGAUUGUAUACUUUGUAAUUUUUUAUAGAAUUCUUACCGAUAAGACAAUACCUAAUUUAAGUUAUUGUAAGACGGCCUGCUGAGCUUUAGAUUUUUGCCCCUUUUGACGUCAAUGUAUUCGAUUAUUUGUAUCUUUUAAAAAUUCACUAAUCAUGACAAAUGAAAUCCGAAUAAUUUCUAUGAUU
This is a messenger RNA of Ostrinia furnacalis (Asian corn borer), 5902 nucleotides long. RefSeq names its product sushi domain containing 2 mesh (gene mesh). The transcript is spliced from 22 exons. Bases 284 to 5215 code for a protein of 1643 amino acids. Gene Ontology annotation, biological process: cell-matrix adhesion. NCBI's taxonomy places the organism in Eukaryota, Metazoa, Arthropoda, Insecta, Lepidoptera, Crambidae. The record is from RefSeq and is a predicted model, not a curated record.